Molecule: messenger RNA, 2832 nt
Organism: Mustela lutreola (European mink)
Lineage: Eukaryota; Metazoa; Chordata; Mammalia; Carnivora; Mustelidae
Gene: CDC16
Product: cell division cycle 16
Exons: 19
Coding region: 161-2023 (620 amino acids)
Biological process (GO): cell division
Molecular function (GO): protein binding
Source: RefSeq, a predicted model, not a curated record
GGCGCCACACGGGACGCGUUCGCGAGCGGCUUCCGGGGCGGGGCCUGGCCGGGAGCGGAAGCUCUGGCGCGGGCUCCGGGCGGGCCCGGCGGGCAGCGGGAAGGCGGGCGCGCGCCGCGGCGGUGGACGGCGCUCGGUCGGACUCGCCGGCCCCGCGGCCAUGAACCUGGAGCGGCUGCGGAAGCGAGUGCGGCAGUACCUGGACCAGCAACAGUAUCAAAGUGCUCUAUUUUGGGCAGAUAAAGUAGCUUCACUCUCUCAUGAGGAACCCCAGGACAUUUAUUGGUUGGCUCAGUGUCUUUACCUAACCGCACAAUAUCAUAGAGCAGCUCAUGCACUUCGGUCACGAAAACUGGAUAAACUAUAUGAAGCUUGUCGCUACCUUGCAGCUAGAUGCCAUUAUGCUGCGAGAGAACAUCAGCAGGCUCUUGACAUUCUCGACAUGGAGGAGCCGAUCAACAAAAGGUUAUUUGAAAAAUACUUGAAGGACGAAAGUGGCUUGAAAGACCCCUCCAGUGACUGGGAAAUGUCACAGUCUUCGAUAAAGAGCUCUAUUUGUCUCCUACGAGGGAAGAUCUAUGAUGCCCUGGACAACCGAGCCCUGGCUACCUGUAGUUACAAAGAAGCUUUGAAGCUCGAUGCCUACUGUUUUGAAGCUUUUGAUCUUUUAACAUCCCAUCACAUGUUGACAGCCCAAGAAGAAAAAGAACUUCUUGAGUCACUACCUCUUAGCAAGCUCUGUACCGAAGAACAGGAAUUGCUACGCUUUCUCUUUGAGAACAAAUUAAAAAAGUAUAAUAAACCUAGUGAAACUGUCCUCCCCGAGUCUGUAGAUGGUUUGCAAGAGAAUCUGGAUGUGGUAGUGUCUUUAGCUGAAAGACAUUAUUAUAACUGUGAUUUUAAAAUGUGCUACAAGCUUACUUCUGUAGUAAUGGAGAAAGAUCCUUUCCAUGCAAACUGUUUGCCUGUACAUAUAGGAACACUUGUGGAGCUGAAUAAAGCAAAUGAACUUUUCUAUCUUUCUCAUAAGUUGGUGGAUCUAUAUCCUAGUAAUCCUGUGUCUUGGUUUGCAGUGGGAUGCUAUUAUCUUAUGGUUGGUCAUAAAAAUGAACAUGCCAGAAGAUAUCUCAGCAAAGCAACAACACUUGAGAAGACUUAUGGGCCUGCGUGGGUAGCGUACGGGCACUCGUUUGCGGUGGAGAGUGAGCACGACCAGGCCAUGGCUGCCUACUUCACGGCCGCACAGCUGAUGAAAGGGUGUCAUUUGCCAAUGCUGUAUAUCGGAUUAGAAUAUGGAUUGACCAAUAACUCAAAAUUGGCUGAAAGAUUCUUUGGCCAAGCCCUCAGCAUUGCACCAGAAGACCCAUUUGUUAUGCAUGAGGUUGGCGUGGUUGCAUUUCAGAAUGGAGAAUGGAAAACAGCAGAAAAAUGGUUUCUUGAUGCUUUGGAAAAAAUUAAAGCAAUUGGAAAUGAGGUUACGGUUGACAAAUGGGAACCUUUGUUGAACAACUUGGGGCACGUCUGCAGGAAGCUUAAAAAGUAUGCCGAGGCCUUGGAUUACCACCGUCAGGCACUGGUGUUAAUUCCCCAGAAUGCGUCCACCUAUUCUGCCAUAGGGUAUAUCCACAGUCUGAUGGGCAACUUUGAAAAUGCUGUUGACUAUUUCCACACGGCCCUUGGUCUUAGGCGAGAUGAUACAUUUUCUGUCACGAUGCUUGGUCAUUGCAUUGAGAUGUACAUUGGUGAUUCUGAAGCCUACAUUGGAGCAGACAUUAAAGACAAGUUAAAAUGUUAUGACUUUGAUGUGCAUACAAUGAAGACACUAAAAAACAUUAUUUCACCUCCGUGGGAUUUCAGGGAAUUUGAAGUAGAGAAACAGACUACAGAAGAAACAGGGCUUGCACCACUAGAAACCUCAAGGAAAACUCCAGAUCCCAGACCUUCAUUGGAAGAAACCUUCGAAAUUGAAAUGAAUGAAAGUGACAUGAUGCUGGAGACCUCUAUGUCAGACCACAGCACAUGACGCAGACAGUUCUCAGCUCCCGUCCUGCGGGAGGGUAGGGUUUCUCACAUCCUUGUGCCGUCUUCAGAAUUCCCCAUUUUUUGGCACGAAUACAGACUCCCCGCUCCAUUUAGGAAUGGAGACCUGCAGGAAGAGACCGCAGCAGACACCUUUGCAGCACAUGUUUUCUGAUCCUACAAAACAGUUCUGUGUAGAGAAAUAAAGAGGUGUCUGAAAAACCACAGUCCUGAUAAAGGAGCCAUUACCAUAUUGUCAGUGCUUUAAGAAAUAAAAGGCAGGAGCCAAGCUGUUUUUCAGAUCAGCAGUUAAUGCCAAUGUUUAGGCUUCAGAGAGUGUCAGAGAAAGGUAAUGUGUAGUCGUACUGUCCCGUAGUUUUUCAUUACUGUCCAAUUUUGUACUCUUACAAUGGUAGCUUCCUAAACAGGCAUCCUUCUUGCCAACCUCAACGUGACUGUGCUGCUGCUUCCAGAGCAAUAUGGUACCCACUGCCCUACCAGUUCGAUGUGCUCCCGAGGAAAAUGUGACCAGCAUUUACUCCAGGACCACAUUCACGUGUGGCAGAGUUAACCUGCUUUAUUCGUUCACUUUAUUCUCCUGACAUUUGGAGAUUUUUUGGCUUUAUUUUGUCUGUUGUUCUAAGUGUAUGUGAAACGUUUUAACAGGCUUGGCGAUGACGUCUAGGAAGCCAGAUUUUGUGAUGUACUUAUUUCUUACAUAAAAUCUUAAGCUACCGUACAAGUAUAUUUCAUUCACUAGGUCUUGACAUUUGUAUUAGUUUUAAUUUUCAGAAUAAUUUCUUCAAACCGGAA